This is a messenger RNA of Pocillopora damicornis (cauliflower coral), 1312 nucleotides long. Its product is annotated as sideroflexin-5. Gene Ontology annotation, cellular component: mitochondrial inner membrane. Lineage: Eukaryota; Metazoa; Cnidaria; Anthozoa; Scleractinia; Pocilloporidae. Gene Ontology annotation, biological process: monoatomic ion transport; mitochondrial transmembrane transport. Gene Ontology annotation, molecular function: monoatomic ion transmembrane transporter activity. The record is from RefSeq and is a predicted model, not a curated record.
CCAGAUAAUAAAGUGAGCCUGCGAACAACCACAAAAUGGCGGAUACGGUUCCAUCUUUUGGUUACCCAAAAUUUUCCUUGAGUGAACCGCGAUUUGAUCAAAAAACCUAUUUGGGACGAUUGAAGCGUUGCCUUGAUGUCACAGAUCCUAGAACCUUGUUUGUCAGCGAGAAAAAGCUUCAAGACUCCAUACAGCUUUUGAAACAAUUUGAAAAUGGAACCCUACCUCAAGGAACAAGGGAUCAGAAGCUGUGGGAGGCAAGAAAAAUCAAGGAGGCCAUCAUUCAUCCCGACACAGGCCAAAAAGUGUUCAUGCCUUUCAGAAUGUCAGGUUAUGUUCCUUUUGGAACAGUUACGGUUGUGGGAAUGCUGUUACCUGCACCAUCAUUGAGGACAGUUAUAUUUUGGCAGUGGAUGAACCAAAGUCACAAUGCAGCAGUGAACUACUCCAACAGAAAUGCAAGCAAGCCAACACCAACCAGCAGAUUUUUGUUGAGUUAUUUUGGUGCUGUCACUAGUGCAGUUACAAUUGCGCUUGGGCUAACUACCCUGGUUAAAAGAGCAAAGAUUUCCAAUCUUUCCAUGAAAGCUUUACUUCAACGAUUAGUAGCUUAUCCAGCCACAGCAACUGCAAACAUAUGUAAUGUUGUACUUAUGCGAAACCACGAGCUUUUCACGGGAAUUGAAGUAAAAGACAAAGAUGGGAACGUUGUGGGAACGUCAAAAAUAGCUGCUCGAAAGGCUGUUUUUGAAACAACUGUAACUAGAAUUCUUCUUCCUUUACCCGUCUUGGUUAUUCCACCGUUUGUUAUGCAACUUUUAGAAAGGACUAAAUUUAUGAUAUCACGUCCCAAACUUCAUCUUCCCGUCCAAGCGCUAGUUUGUGUGGCAGCGUUUGGCUUUGGUCUCCCACUGGCCAUUGCUUUGUUUCCGCAAACAUCUGAGGUUUUGCCGUCUGAACUGGAGAGCGAAAUUCAGCAGAAGACAAAACAUUCAAAGCUUUACUAUAACAAAGGACUGUGAAACAACUGUGAACACUUUGAAAGUAAUCUGAUAUCUUCGUCAUUCAAUUUAAAAUAUACAAACCAAAAUGAUUUCAUCAACGCCUAUUCUUUUGACACAUCUAAAUGUUUGUAGAAAUUAUUAAAAUCUGCUCCAAGAGCAUCAGUGUAACCAAUUUUUAGAAAGUAAAUUGAAUUAUGCACGCAAAAUGUAUUUGUUAACGAAUCAAGGGGAGGAAAUGGUUUUUAGUGAAUUUCAUGUGAAAGGUUUGUACGAGGAAAACGCACUGACAAUUAAAAAACUUUAAAGAA